AUGGUCUCUUUUUUCAAGAAACCAACCAAAAUUCAAGAAAGUCAGUAUACUUAUGAAUAUCCAAGACACUGGGUAGAGUAUGUAGGAGGUGAGAAAGCUAUUGAAAUCAGACAGGUUCGAAGUAUUCCAGCAGGAAGAACAAUAUUAUUGAAGAACUUUAAUGUUUUGAGGUAUAAUGAUGAAACAAAGAAGCAAGAUAGUUUUCCUGUUGCUGUGUAUGUGAACUUAGAUACAGGAGAUGACAUGAAAGUUUUUAAUACAAAGCUUCAAACGGUAGUGAGAGAACAACUGACUGCGGAAGGACAUCCAUUACCUUCAGAAGUUACCAUAGCAUAUAAUUUUGAAACAAACUCAAUAGAUUUUAAAGUCGUCUCUGCAAAGAAGUCGGGUUUUACAUUUAAUGAAGCAGAUGUAUAUUCGAAUGAAAACUUCAAAGCUAUUGCAUGGUUAGAUAAUGACGAUUGCUUUAAGAAAAUAUUUAAAUUCAGUGACUCAAAGAUGUCAAUAGAUGACCUUCGUGGAAUGUUACCAUCGACGUUUACAGUAGAAGGUUCAGCAGGAUUGCUUACAAGAUUGUCAAUUGGUGGUAUUUGGUCUCGUGAGAACAUUGUUAUAAAAUCCAGUAUAAGUGAAUUUGCUGAAGAAUCUAUAUUAUGUCUUUCAAACUACAUGUAUUCGCCGCCGAAGCAUUAUAGUAUAACAAACUUUGUCAGUAAGUUUAACAUAAGACUUGUCGAACCUUCUUCAAUGAAAGAUGUUGUGCUACCUAAAGAUGGAAAGGAUGGACUCAUUAUUGAGAUGAUUUUAAUAGCAUAUUAA
Messenger RNA from Trichomonas vaginalis G3, 819 nucleotides. RefSeq lists its product as uncharacterized. NCBI's taxonomy places the organism in Eukaryota, Parabasalia, Trichomonadida, Trichomonadidae. The transcript has a single exon. The record is from RefSeq and is a predicted model, not a curated record. Bases 1 to 819 code for a protein of 272 amino acids.